GAAGCUGUACAUCAGGACAAUGGUGGAUGCGUAAGAUUAGCCUUUGUACCCAAGUGGUGACUGUCCCAAUGAAGCCGUUGCCACCGAAUUACAGUUCACUUCCGGUACUCCUGUAGCAUCUCCUCCAUCGAUUUGCACCCGCGCAUCACCACCAUAAUGUUCCGUAAUUUCAACGCAUGGUUUGCGCCAGAACUGGACGCGUACAAGGCUACCUGGACCAAGAACGGUGGCGAGGAACAGGCACUCGAAAAGGCCGAUAUUGCCUUUGUCACCGAUCGUACACCCUCCAGUUCAGACAGGCUAAAGCCCACCAUGAAGAUCCUACGGCCAGACUGGAUUGAAGAUUCUGUCCGUGGCGGCAGACGUUUAUCCCUACAGCGAUAUAAAGGAGCCUUUCCUGGACUUCGGAGGCUGGAUUCCAGUCAGUUUGAGGGCCACUUGGCUGUUGGUUUGGAUGCGCUUGCGAGUACCAACAUUUUAUCGCUCACACCAGCUUCCGAUCAUCUACAUCAGCCAGAGACAGGAAUUGAAGAACUGUCAUAUUCAGAUGGCAGCGCUGCCUACUUCAACCCUUCAGCAACAAUGGGACGUACCAUCGAUACAUCUGGAAGAGGCACGAGUCUGCCCGAACUGCCUCAGGAAUCGACUCUAGGGACAUCGACGCAAUUCAUGGGCCACUGCCAAACUUCGCAUCUAUCUUCUAGCCAAAAAGAAAAAGAAGAACGGGAUGAGCAGGAAAAGCAUGUUGGAACACCACGGGAGAGCUCAGGUACAUACGAAUACGCAAUGGACAGCCAGUUAGAUAAAGAGCAAAAGCGAACCUUUGUCGAACGGACAACGAGGCCAUUACCGCAUCCAGAAGUCAUUGUUGUCGGCGCUAGCUCGACGGCAGGCACAUUGCCUUCAGUAGAAAUUCAGCCGACAGCUACGAGGAAGAGGCAGCUCCCCGAAACGGUGAUAAGGCGCAAAAGAGUAUCUCCAGCUGUACGUGACAUGCGGAACGACAAAAGCUUUUUCGACGAUAGUAGUCCUGAAAGAGAAGUAAUUCAGCAGUAUCAACGAGGUCCGGACGAGCGACUAAGGCAAGUGGAUGAUGGGGAAAACAUGCGAAGCAUAGAGACAGAGUCCCUACCAUCUUUAAGAGAUCCUGUACCUGAUAUAGCGAGUCCUCUGGAAAGGGUCAUUGCGCGGCAGAGAGCAGAGGAGUACCUGAAGAACACUAUGGGACGUCUAAACAAAGAUACAAACGGCCCUUACUCAGGCAAAGAUCCGCAGUUAUAUAUAAUCGACAUCCCUUCGACUGAUAUCUCGUUACAGCUAAAAUAUAAGGGCAAAUAAAGGAUACCAAUACUACUGGCUUUCCAAUCCAUUCUUCAACAACAGCGUCGCGCAUACCGCGUAGGCUUGCACAUGAAAAGUGGCAAGUGGCUUUGGCAACGUCUUAC
Molecule: messenger RNA, 1445 nt
Organism: Gamsiella multidivaricata
Lineage: Eukaryota; Fungi; Mortierellomycota; Mortierellomycetes; Mortierellales; Mortierellaceae
Exons: 7
Coding region: 157-1338 (393 amino acids)
Source: RefSeq, a predicted model, not a curated record